Messenger RNA from Mandrillus leucophaeus (drill), 1016 nucleotides. Its product is annotated as olfactory receptor 13C2. Gene Ontology annotation, biological process: G protein-coupled receptor signaling pathway. Lineage: Eukaryota; Metazoa; Chordata; Mammalia; Primates; Cercopithecidae. The transcript has a single exon. The record is from RefSeq and is a predicted model, not a curated record. Bases 38 to 994 code for a protein of 318 amino acids. Gene Ontology annotation, cellular component: membrane. Gene Ontology annotation, molecular function: G protein-coupled receptor activity; olfactory receptor activity.
UAACAUGCUCUGUCUUACAGGUUAAAGAGAGAGUAAAAUGGAAUGGGAAAACCACACCAUUCUGGUGGAAUUUUUUCUGAAGGGACUUUCUGGUUACCCAAGACUUGAGUUACUCUUGUUUGCACUAAUCUUCAUAAUGUAUGUGGUCAUCCUUCUGGGAAAUGGUACUGUCAUUUUAAUCAGCAUCUUGGAUCCUCACCUUCACACCCCUAUGUACUUCUUUCUGGGGAACCUCUCCUUCUUGGACAUCUGCUACACCACCACCUCUAUUCCCUCCACCUUGGUGAGCUUCCUUUCAGAAAGAAAGACCAUUUCCCUUUUUGGCUGUGCAGUGCAGAUGUUCCUUGGCUUGGCCAUGGGGACAACAGAGUGUGUACUUCUGGGCAUGACGGCCUUUGACUGCUAUGUGGCUGUCUGCAACCCUCUGAGAUAUCCCAUCAUCAUGAGCAAGGAUGCCUAUGUGUCCAUGGCAGCUGGGUCCUGGAUUAUAGGAGCCAUCAAUUCUGCAGUACAAACAGUGUUUGUGGUACAAUUGCCUUUCUGCAGGAAUAACAUCAUCAAUCAUUUCACCUAUGAAAUUCUGGUUGUCAUGAAAUUGGCCUGUGCUGACAUCUCAGGCAAUGAGUUCAUCAUGCUUAUGGCCACAACAUUGUUCAUACUGACACCUUUGUUAUUAAUCAUUGUCUCUUACACGUUAAUCAUUGUGAGCAUCUUCAAAAUUAGCUCUUCUGAGGGGAGAAGCAAAGCUUUCUCUACCUGCUCAGCCCAUCUGACUGUGGUCAUAAUAUUCUAUGGGACCAUCCUCUUCAUGUACCUGAAGCCCAAGUCUAAAAUGACACUUAAUUCAGACUACUUAGAAGCUACCGACAAAAUUAUAUCCAUAUUCUAUGGGGUGAUGACUCCCAUGUUGAAUCCUUUAAUCUACAGUCUUAGAAACAAGGAUGUGAAGGAGGCAGUGAAACACCUACUGGACAGAAGGUUCUUUAGCAAGUGAGUGCAAAAUGUACUGGAGUGUG